This is a messenger RNA of Puma concolor (puma), 951 nucleotides long. The record is from RefSeq and is a predicted model, not a curated record. NCBI's taxonomy places the organism in Eukaryota, Metazoa, Chordata, Mammalia, Carnivora, Felidae.
AUGGCGGUGCAGGUGGUACAGGCGGUGCAGGCGGUUCAUCUGGAGUCGGAUGCUUUCCUGGUUUGUCUCAACCAUGCUCUGAGCACAGAGAAGGAGGAGGUGAUGGGGCUGUGCAUAGGGGAGUUGAAUGAUGACACAAGGAGUGACUCCAAAUUUACAUAUACCGGAACUGAAUUGCGCACAGUUCCUGAAAAGGUUGACACCGUCAGAAUUGUUCACAUUCAUUCUGUCAUCAUCUUGCGACGUUCCGAUAAGAGGAAGGAUCGAGUGGAAAUUUCUCCAGAGCAGCUGUCUGCAGCCUCAACAGAGGCAGAGAGGUUGGCUGAACUAACAGGUCGCCCCAUGAGAGUUGUGGGCUGGUAUCAUUCCCAUCCUCAUAUAACUGUUUGGCCUUCACAUGUUGAUGUUCGCACACAAGCUAUGUACCAGAUGAUGGAUCAAGGCUUUGUAGGACUUAUUUUUUCCUGCUUCAUAGAAGAUAAAAACACAAAGACUGGCCGGGUACUCUACACUUGCUUUCAAUCCAUACAGGCCCAAAAGAGCUCAGAGUCCCCUCAUGGUCCACGAGACUUCUGGAGUUCCAGCCAGCACAUCUCCAUUGAGGGCCAGAAGGAAGAGGAAAGGUAUGAGAGGAUUGAAAUCCCAAUCCAUAUUGUGCCUCAUGUGACCAUUGGGAAAGUAUGCCUUGAAUCAGCAGUCGAGCUGCCCAAGAUCCUGUGCCAAGAGGAGCAGGACGCAUAUAGGAGGAUCCACAGCCUUACGCAUCUGGACUCAGUAACCAAGAUCCAUAACGGCUCAGUGUUCACCAAGAACCUGUGCAGCCAGAUGUCCGCAGUCAGUGGGCCUCUCCUGCAGUGGCUGGAGGACAGACUGGAGCAAAACCAACAGCAUUUGCAGGAGUUGCAACAAGAAAAGGAAGAGCUUUUGCAAGAACUGUCUUCUCUAGAAUAA